This is a messenger RNA of Ramularia collo-cygni, 1674 nucleotides long. RefSeq names its product related to sugar transport protein STP1. Gene Ontology annotation, biological process: carbohydrate transport; transmembrane transport. NCBI's taxonomy places the organism in Eukaryota, Fungi, Ascomycota, Dothideomycetes, Mycosphaerellales, Mycosphaerellaceae. Bases 1 to 1674 code for a protein of 557 amino acids. The record is from RefSeq and is a predicted model, not a curated record. Gene Ontology annotation, cellular component: membrane. The transcript is spliced from 5 exons. Gene Ontology annotation, molecular function: carbohydrate:proton symporter activity.
AUGGAUCAAAUGUCGGGAUUCCGCGUCGCGGCCAAAUUGGAGAAAUCGCGUCUGCUGCUCGCCAUAAACUCCAUAGCAGCCCUCUCAAUCUUCUUCUUCGGCUACGACCAAGGAAUGAUGGGCGGCGUAAACAACGCACCCGACUACAUCUCCCUCAUGGGCAUAGGCUACACAGACCCCCUAACCCACACCCCAAUAAUAACGCACUCCCUCCUCCAAGGCGGCAUAGUAUCAGUCUACUACCUCGGAACCCUAGCAGGUUGUCUUCUAGGUGGCUGGACAGGUGAUCGAAUCGGGCGAAUCAAAACGAUAGCUUUCGGAGCCGCGUGGGCGAUUUUGGGGGCUGCGUUGCAGACUUCUGCUCAAGGGGCUAAUUGGAUGAUUGGUGCUAGGGCGGUUAAUGGAAUUGGGACUGGGGUUUUGAAUGCCAUUGUUCCUGUUUGGGCUACGGAGACGGCGGAACAUACUAGUCGGGGACAGUUUGUUGCUAUUGAGUUUACGUUGAAUAUUUUUGGUGUUGUGGUGGCGUAUUGGCUGGAAUAUGGACUUAGUGGGAUUGAUGGGGGGCAGAGUGCGUUUCGAUGGAGAUUCCCGAUAGCAUUCCAAAUCAUCCCCCUCCUAAUCCUCCUAUCCAUCGUCUGGUUCUUCCCCGAAAGUCCCCGCUACCUCGCCAAAGUAGGCCGAGAAGAAGAAGCGCGAUAUAUCCUCGGACGACUCCGCGGCGAAGACGCUGAAGGGAAAAUCAAAGCGGAUCGCGAAUUACAGGAUAUUAAAGAUAUCGUYGCCCAUGAACGCGCGACGGCCAAUCGGAAUAGUUAUUAUUCCAUGUUGUUUGGGAUUGGAUCUGGGAAAUUACAUACGGGGAGGAGGGUGCAGUUGGUGAUUUGGUUGCAGAUUAUGCAGGAGUGGGUAGGAAUAGCAGGAGUAACAGUCUACGCCCCCACAAUCUUCCGCAUAGCAGGUUUCUCCACGGAAAAAUCCCAAUGGAUUUCAGGACUCAACAAUAUCUUCUACAUGUUCUCCACCCUCAUCUGCGUCUUCACGCUGGAUCGCAUUGGAAGGCGUUGGACGUUGUAUUGGGGAAGUGUGGGUAUGGGAAUCGCCAUGUUUCUCGCGGGGGGAAUGUCUCGGGGUGGACAGAAUGCUCGUGAGGCGGGGUUGGAGGGGGCGGCGGCGACUUCGUAUGGGAUUGCGGCUGCGUCGUUUGUGUUUAUCUUCACGUCGAUUUUUGGGGCGACGUGGUUGACUGUUCCWUGGUUGUACCCCGCUGAAAUCUUCCCGCUCGAAGUGCGCGCCAAAGGAAAUGCAUGGGGAGUGGUGGGUUGGUCGAUUGGAAACGGAUGGUUGACUUUACUCUGUCCCGUCAUGUUCUCGGCCAUUGGCGAGAAGACUUUCUACAUUUUCGGGGCCUGCGGCUUCCUCACGGUGCCCAUGGUGUGGGCCUUGUAUCCCGAGACCAAUCAACGCACCCUCGAGGAGAUUGACCUGCUCUUCUCCUCGGAUAGUCCGUGGGUGUGGGAUGCCGAGAAGAAUUUCGCGCGACUCAAGGCCGAGAACCCCAACAACAUCGUCGCCGCCGCCAGUCGAGGGAACUCGGUGGUGGAUGCCGAGGCGGGCCGAGGGAUCAUUAGCGAGACGUACAAGACGGAUCAAGGCGUGUCCAAGGUGGAGUGA